Chrysochloris asiatica (Cape golden mole) is the source of this 2391-nucleotide messenger RNA. It is a transcript of the gene PTPDC1, whose product is annotated as protein tyrosine phosphatase domain containing 1. The coding region runs from base 1 to 2391 and encodes 796 amino acids. The transcript is spliced from 9 exons. NCBI's taxonomy places the organism in Eukaryota, Metazoa, Chordata, Mammalia, Afrosoricida, Chrysochloridae. The record is from RefSeq and is a predicted model, not a curated record. Gene Ontology annotation, biological process: protein dephosphorylation; cilium assembly. Gene Ontology annotation, molecular function: protein tyrosine/serine/threonine phosphatase activity.
AUGCAGGACCCACCUAGGAGACUCUCAGCAGUGAAUUUCCUCAGCACUUUCAUCCAAAGCCGGAGGCUCUCCACUUCAGACCCCUUCUUGUGGCUGCAGCGGCAGCAGCGCAGCAGCUGCAUGACCAAGAUGUUCUCACCGUCUUCCAUUCAGGUGAUGGUGGCUGUUGCAAAGGGAAAGCCAACUUUCCCUGAGAGAAAAAGUAAAGGAAAUUCAGGACGUCCAACACCAAAGUACACAAAAGUUGGGGAGCGUUUAAGGCAUGUCAUUCCUGGAUACAUGGCCUGUUCCAUGGCAUGUGGUGGUAAAGCCUGCAAGUAUGAAAACCCAGCCCGCUGGAGUGAUCAGGAACAAGCCAUUAAGGGUGUCUACUCAUCCUGGGUCACUGAUAACAUACUUGCCAUGGCUCGCCCAUCCACUGAGCUCAUAGAAAAGUAUCACAUCAUCCAGCAGUUCCAAAGCUGUGGCAUAAAAACAGUAAUUAACCUUCAACGUCCUGGUGAGCAUGCUAGCUGUGGGAACCCUCUGGAACAAGAAAGUGGUUUCACUUACCUUCCUGAAGCUUUCAUGGAGACUGGCAUUUUUUUCUACAACUUCGGAUGGAAAGAUUAUGGUGUAGCAUCUCUUACUACAAUCUUAGAUAUGGUGAAAGUGAUGACAUUUGCCUUACAGGAAGGAAAAGUAGCUAUUCAUUGUCAUGCAGGACUUGGUCGAACAGGUGUUCUAAUAGCAUGUUAUUUAGUUUUUGCAACAAGAAUGGCUGCUGACCAAGCAAUUAUAUUCGUUCGAGCAAAGCGACCCAAUUCCAUACAAACUAGAGGACAACUACUAUGUGUAAGGGAAUUUGCACAAUUUUUGAUUCCUCUUCGCAAUAUAUUUUCUUGCUGUGAUCCCAAAGCACAUGCUGUCACCUUAGCUCAGUAUCUGAUUCGCCAGCGUCAUCUGCUUCAUGGUUAUGAAGCACGACUUCUGAAACAUGUGCCAAAAAUUGUUCACCUAGUUUGCAAAUUACUGCUGGAUUUAGCUGAAAAUAGGCCAGUGGUAAAAGAGGAAGAAUUAGAAGUACCAGACCUCUGUGCUGAGAUUGAAAAGACAGUUUCUGAGAUGGUCUCAGUGCAACUGGAUAAAGAAUUAAUGAGGCAUGACAGUGAUGCAUCAGACCCUUUCACCCCCAUAGCAACAGCAGCAGCUUUGGAGAAUCCAGAUGUCAUUCUUUCCAGUGAGCAAGGACUUGAUCCUGUUUGGAAGAGGUGGAAUGUUGAAUGUCUCCAACCGCUGACUCCUGUGAAAAGGCGGCUCAGCUACAGUGACUCAGAUUUAAAACAGGCUGAAUUACUUUGGGAGCAAGGUAUGACUCAGUGGACAGUGCCUACCCAAGUCUUGCUGUGCCGUAACUUCAAGCAGCAGAAACCUAUAAGCAAUUGUUACAUUCCACAGCUUCCACAACUAGAUUUAAAUAAGGAAACUUUGGUACACAAUACAUUUUCUUUCUGGAAUCAGGCUAAGUUUGGAGGCUUAGGAGGACUCAAAAAUGAUGAAUUACCACUUUUCCAGAGGAGGGAUAUUCCAAACGAAAUACAGCGGAGUAGAACCUUUUCAUCAGGUGUCUCAGGUUUAUACACCCCUGGAGAACCAGUUACAUCCACCUUUGCAAAUAUUCAUAAGGAACCAAAGCAUUCUCUACAACAAGUGGGACACUGUCAGUAUGAAACUCAUGGCAGUUUGGGCCAGGAAUCCAUCCUGGCAGGUAGUGGAACUUGCUGUCCCACUCUAGACUGUGGCUCUACUCCAAAAGUGAAAUUCUCUGUUGGAAAUGAAAACAAAGAGAGCAAAACUCUGACUGAAGUAGCUCCACAGGUUGCUUUGCAAUCUGAAUUGAAUGUUGAAGCAAGGAGACUACUAGCAGCCAAAGCCCUGGCAAAUUUAAAUGAGUUUGUAGACAAGGAGGAAGUGAAAAAGAAGGUAGAAAUAUGGCAGAAAGAACUAAAUACCCGAGAUGGAGCUUGGGAAAAAAUAUGUGGUGAACAGGAUCCUUUCAUCCUAUGCAGUUUGAUGUGGUCUUGGGUGGAACAACUUAAGGAACCUAUAAUAACCAAAGAAGAUAUGGUCAUGUUGAUUGACAGGCACACAGAUGCUGCCGACGCACUAUUCUCAUUAGAGAAGGGACAGCACCAGACAAUUCUUUGCGUUUUACAUUGCAUAGUGAAUCUGCAGACAAUUCCUAUGGAUGUGGAGGAGGCUAUCCUAGCCCAGGCUAUUAAAGCUUUCACUAGGGUUAAUUUUGACUCUGCAAAUGGACCAGUAGUUUACAAUACCCUGAAGAAAAUAUUUAAACACACACUGGAAGAAAAAAGAAAAAUGGUAAAGGACAGCCCUAAGUCUGACUUUUAG